AUGCUUAUGAAUUCAGUACGGCGAGAUCAAUUUGGAUGGCUUUCUUGUUCAACAGGCUCGCCAAUUUCAACUGUCAUAGUUUCUGAGAUACCAGAAGCACAAUGUCGAAAUACCACCUUAAAGGGUUCAGAAAAAAGAAAUUCUCAUCCUCAUGGUGGCCCACCUGGUCAUCAACGUCGUGGAAGUAAUGAUAGUAAUGAAAGAGGCGGUGGACACGGACACGGACACGGACAUGGUCAUGGACCUGGACAUAAAAAAUGA
Molecule: messenger RNA, 261 nt
Organism: Adineta ricciae
Lineage: Eukaryota; Metazoa; Rotifera; Eurotatoria; Adinetida; Adinetidae
Source: the annotation of a GenBank genome assembly